AUGCGGUCAUCGGAGCCCAGGAAUUCAACAUGUUUGGCAUACCGUGAGUUUUUCAAUAAGAGUGUUGUAGGAGUAGUUAAACGUUCUGAAAAUAGGUAUGUCGGAUCGGACAUCUGCGGAUUUAUCGAAACGCCUUCGGAAGAACUCUGCCUAAGAUGGCAGCAAGCAGGCGCAUUCCACUCCUUCAUGAGGUGCCUAAUUGUCAGUUCUCUUUUUUUAAAUUUGUUUCUUCUUCUCCUAAACGACACUAACUUCAAAGCAAGACAGUUCAAUGAUAAGUAG
Cooperia oncophora is the source of this 282-nucleotide messenger RNA. NCBI's taxonomy places the organism in Eukaryota, Metazoa, Nematoda, Chromadorea, Rhabditida, Trichostrongylidae. The record is from the annotation of a GenBank genome assembly.